CCCAGGCGUGCCGCGAGCGUCGGGGCGGGGGCCGCUGGGGGCCGCUGGGGGCGCGGGUGCGGUCGGCGGCCUCGUCGUCGCGGAGCUCGCGUGGGCGUUUCGGCUGCAGGUGGCACGCGCGUGGCCCGGGCCUGGCGGGCGGGCGCGGCGGGCAACCCUCGCGGGGAGGUCCCGGCUCUAGGAUUCGUUCUUGUGCCCGGGAGGCCCUGGUUUCGGCGCAGGUGAGGCUGUGGAAGGCCUGGGCCCGUGGGCAGGAGGCAGCCGGCGGCACCAUGGUGACAGAGCAGGAGGUGGAGGCAAUCGGGCAGACGCUGGUGGACCCCCAGCAGCCCCUGCAGGCCCGCUUCCGGGCGCUCUUCACCCUCCGCGGGCUCGGUGGUCCCGGAGCCAUCACCUGGAUCAGCCGGGCCUUUGGCGACGACUCUGCCCUGCUCAAGCACGAGCUGGCCUACUGCCUGGGCCAGAUGCAGGACUCCCGGGCCAUCCCCGUGCUGUUGGACGUGCUCCGUGACACCCACCAGGAGCCCAUGGUGCGCCACGAGGCGGGCGAGGCCCUGGGGGCCAUCGGGAACCCAGACGUUCUGGAGGUCCUGAAGCAGUACUCCACCGACCCCGUCAUCGAGGUGGCCGAGACGUGCCAGCUGGCUGCCCAGCGGCUUGAGUGGCUGCAGCAGCACCGUGGGGAGCCGGCGGUGGCCGGGCCCUACCUGUCUGUGGACCCUGCUCCUCCAGCCGAAGAGCGCGACGUGGGGCGGCUACGGGGGGUCCUGCUGGACGAAGCCCGGCCACUCUUUGACCGCUACCGAGCCAUGUUCGCCCUGCGGGAUGCCGGCGGCAAAGAGGCUGCGUUGGCUCUGGCCGAGGGCCUGCACUGUGGCAGCGCCCUCUUCCGCCAUGAGAUUGGCUACGUCCUGGGCCAACUGCAGCACGAGGCGGCCGUGCCCCAGCUGGCAGCGACCCUGGCCCAGCAGGCCGAGAACCCCAUGGUGCGGCACGAGUGCGCUGAGGCCCUGGGAGCCAUCGCCCGGCCCGCCUGCCUGGCCGCCCUGCGGGCCCACACAGCCGACCCCGAGCGCGUGGUGCGAGAGAGCUGCGAGGUGGCCCUGGACAUGUACGAGCAUGAGACCGGGUCGGCCUUCCAGUACGCCGAUGGGCUGGAGCAGCUACGCGCGCGCCCCUCCUAGAGCCGCCUGUCUGCCUGCCUGCCCGCCUGCCCUGCGGGACUCGGCAUGAGCUGCAUAUAAACCGAGCUUGUGCGGAUCGGGUCUGGCUUCCCCAUCCCCCUGGGCUGUCUGCUUGGCCUGAUCUGGCUGCUUUUGCAUCCUGACUCCCCCAGGGCCAGGCUGAGGUGUGCUGUGUCCCUCAUGGGGGGCCUGGCGCAGGGCUGCAGCACCCGGGUCUCUGGUCACGGCGGUGGGAUGUUGGCGUGGGAACGGGGGUCUGGGUGCAGGCCAGGGCUAUGCUCAGGGAAGUUGGGGUUGCCUUGACCCCGCCUCUUGAGGAACCAGGGGAGCCCGGAAAGGCGCUGUGGGCAAACCCAAGCCCUUGGGCCUGGCCAGGGGCUGGGGCUUCCAAGGGCUGCCCCUGGGGCCUCUGACUCCCUAGCCCGGGACUAGGCAGGGUGGGAAGGUUGUUAGGGGCUUGGGGGCUGGGGAGGGACAAGCAGACCCCGGCCAGUGACCACCCUUGCCCUCCUGCCCGCAGGCCUGCACUCAGUUAUUUUUGCCAAGCCAUGACUCUCAGACUGUGUUGGGGGCUCUGCAGGGCUGCUCUCAGGGAACAUCUCAGGGAGGGGGCCGGGGUGUUUGAAGAGCUCCAGGCCCAUGCCCUGGUUUCAUCUCCGGCCAGCCCACUCCCAGCCUGGCCUUCCCCAUACCCUCAUUCUCACCCAGCCCCUAUUGGGGUUUAGUGGUAUGGCUAGGAGCCCAGGCUGUGGGUUCCCGUCCCAGCUACCCGCCUCAUUCUCCAUGUGCAGCCUUCAACACCCUGUUUUACGGCCAUAAAAUAGGCGUAACCAUAGAACCUAAUCUCACGUGGGACACAUUCCACCUGCUGCGGUCUGCCAGCCAACAACAUCCCUGCCCAGUCACAUGAAGGCAUAGAUGCCCAGAGUGGGGGUCCUUGGGCUGGUUCUGCCACACUGAUGCCUUCUCCUCCUGGCCCUUCUGAUACCAGGCACGCGAGGUCUCCACCCUAAGCAAGUCAUCUCUCUCUCCAUGGGCAUCCUACAAUUCGAUUCAGUUCUGAUGCUCACUGCCGAGUUCACGCUGGGUCCCCUCCUCACUGCUGAUGAUUUGCUCGCAUAGCUCCCAGAGCUCAGGAAAGCACUUGACUUGCCUGUUUCUUAAAAAGGAUGUCACGAGCAAUCAGAUGAGGGGUCCCGGGUGCAGGGGCUUCCUCCCGUGGAGUUUGGGGCACAACCCCCUCUGCCACGUGGAUGCGUUCACCUGCCCUGGAACUUUCUGAGUCCCUUGGUUAGGGAUUUUGUGGAGGCCCCGUGUGCAGGCAGGGUUGGUUCAAUAGGUGGCCAUUGGUGAUUGUCCCCCAGGGCCGAGGGUGUGGCUGAAAGUCCCUCCUUCCUCAGCCCCCAGCCCCAUCCUGAAGCCAUCUGGGAGCCUGCAGUCCCAGGCCUCGUUGGCGAGCCCAGGUGUGGUGGGAAGGCCUUCCUCUUCCUCUGGCCCUUGCCUCUCAGGAAGUUACAGGCUUUUUAAAUUUUACUUUGUUAAGAUUUAUUAUUUUAGAGAGAGAGCAGGGGGGAGGGGCAGAGAGAGUGUCCCAAUCAGACUCCGUGGUAGGUGCGCCUGACACAGGGCUCGAUCCCACCCCAAGAUCACGAUCUGAGCUAAAACCAAGAGUCGGUCACCCAACCAACUGAGCCACCCGGCUCCCCAGGAAGGUACAGACUUUUAAAAGGGGCUGGGGCCCGGGACACACAUUCCCUCUUACCUCAGUGUCGCAGGCACCUCAUGACUGGCCCACCAGCCACCCUCCCUGCUCUCCUCAGAUUUACCUGUCCCCAGCAGCAGAGACCGCGGGAAUUUCUUAAAAACAAGCCUUCCUGACCUCACAACAUCCCCAGGUUCUGUCUCCUGCCCACUUUGUGCUUCUCUGUCCAGCAAGAGCCCCAGGAAGAGCCAAACCCCGACUGCCUACCACGGCUCGCCUUUCCCUCCUACCAGCACCAGCCAGGCUCCGCCCUCCUGUCCCCAGACCUGUCAUAGUCUCUGUCCUCCUCCCCCUCGGGCAGUGUCUCACUGGCCCAGCCCCCUCCUCCUCCUGGGAACUUCUUAUGGGACCAGCCUCCCCUCCCACCUCUCACCCCUCCCCUGGUGCCUAGGCUGGGUCCUCCAGCCUCUUCCCUCCCCAGUCGCUCCCCUCCCGGGCAGCCUCGUCCACUCUCCCCACCCCCACCCCGGUCUAUGGCAGGACGAUGCCCACAGUCCUGUCUCCAGCUUGGGCCUCCCCUGAUUUCCGGACUCGGGGUCCGGCUGCCCCGCUACGUCUCCACUUAGAUAUUGGUGAGGCAUCCCAAACAUAGUGUGUCCUUAGGAUUUCUCAUGUUACCUCCCAAAGCUGCUCCUCCCGCAGGAAGUGGGAACUAUCGUUCCAAGGGCUCAGCCUAAAAACAUCGGGGUUGAAUCCGUUUAAAAUCUAUCCCAGAUCUCUUGUUUGCCCGCAGCCACCACCAUCUCCUGCCUGGACCCGCCCAAUCCCCUCUGCCCCGCCCCCCGCCCCCCCUUCCUUCCCCCAGUCCGUUCUCCCGGCAGCAGCCACCAGAGAGCGCCGGUGAGCACCGGAGCCAGGUCCCUCCCUCCCUGGGGGAAAAGCCCAAGUCCUCCCCAAGGCCCACAAGGCCCUGCACGACCCGCCCCUGCCCUGCCCCUCUCUGUCGCCCACUCUGCUCCAGCCAAUCAGGCCUCCUCAAUGUUCUUCCAACAGGCCCGGCCCAAUCCUGCCCCAGGACUUUCGCAUGUGCUGCUUACUUGGAACCUUUUUCCUUCCCCAUAUGUUUACUCCCGCAAUGAAACAUUUGCUCUUUUGUUCAAACAUCACCCCCUCACUGAGGCUUCCCGGAGCACUUGCACUGACAUCAUGACCUCCUAAUGUUCCUUUAUCCUGUUCCCUGCUUUCUUUUUCUCCAUAGCAUCUGUAGUUUCCUGCACACUGUUUUCUCCACUAGAAUAAGCACCAUGUGAGCAGCGUUUUGUCUGCUUUGUUGUCCAUGACAUGACAGCGGUGUGGCGCUAAAGGAGCAAUCUGGAAAAUAAAAACAAAGCCCUAGUCUGUAGCGUUUGCCAGUUCCCAUAGUUUAAAUCUUGCCACAAUGGGGCCCCUGGGUGGCUCAGUCGUUGAGCGUCUGCCUUCGGCUCAGGUCAUGAUCUCAGGGUCCUGGGAUUGAGCCCCGCAUCGGGCUCCCUGUUCAGCGGGGAGUCUGCUGCUCCCCACCACUCAUGCUCUGUCAAAUAAAUAAAAUCUUAAAAUAAGUAAAUAAAUCUUCCCACCAUGGUCCACUCGUGCAUUUGCUGACCAUGACUUCUGUAGUCAGCACCCACGGGCUCCUGCACAUCACUAAGUGGAUCCCUAGCACCGAGACAUGCCAGGUAAAUAUUUGAGGAAUGCCCGUCCGCGGGGGCACUGCUCAAACAGUGGUGCAUUUAUACACUAACAGCCAGACCCUCAGAGGGAUGGGAAGACCUUCCUGUGUUACAGGAAAGCAGUCCAAGAUUGACCUCCAAAACUCGAAGCAGGCGAAGCCGACUCGUGCAAUCUCAUUUGCAUAAAUGGAGUUAUGUAUGUAAAUUACACAUGGGUGACUUUUAAAAAAAAUAUCCAAGCAUUUACCCAAAGUACUUUCAAUCUUAUACUUCCAUGUGCUACUUGGAAUGUUUCACCAUGGUAUUUACUUUGACAUUUGUUCGGGACGGUGACGGUGACCCCUUCAGAGGGAGCAAACAGCCUGCCCAAGGCGGCUGCUUUACCUGGGGAUAGAAUUCGCCUGGCCACUCUGUUCUGCUCUUGGCUUUCUCUUGCUUCCUGGGCCAGGCAGAAAGUAUAAGGCACUGGGGCGCCUGGGUGGCUCGGUUGGUUAAGCGCCUGCCUCCGGCUCCGGUCAUGAUCUCAGGGUCCUGGGAUCGAGCCCCGCAUUGGGCUCCCUGCUCGGCGGGAAACCUGCUUCUCCCUUUCCCACUCCCCCUGUUUGUGUUCCCUCUCUCGCUGUCUUUCUCUGUCAAAUAAAUAAAUAAAAUAUUAAAAAAAAAAAAAAGCAUAAGGCACUGAGGCAGGUGCA
Molecule: messenger RNA, 5287 nt
Organism: Mirounga angustirostris (Northern elephant seal)
Lineage: Eukaryota; Metazoa; Chordata; Mammalia; Carnivora; Phocidae
Gene: DOHH
Product: deoxyhypusine hydroxylase
Exons: 5
Coding region: 273-1184 (303 amino acids)
Biological process (GO): peptidyl-hypusine biosynthetic process
Molecular function (GO): deoxyhypusine monooxygenase activity
Source: RefSeq, a predicted model, not a curated record